AAAGACCUCAUGAAGAAGAAUCCGUCCGUGUUUAAGAAUGGAGCUUUCCCCUACCUCCUCUAGCAAGAUCAUCUCCCGCAAGACAACAACUGUGCACAAUGUAUACAAAGAAACUCCUUGCCUUGCUGGCAGCCCCCUUCCUGGCCCAAGCGGCCAUCGAGCCGGGGGAGCUUGUCACAAUCACCAGCGCCGCCGACAGCACCAACCAAGCUGCCUGGUGGGCGCCGCUGGACCAGUACGGCGGCUACGACUGGUUCGCCUAUCUUCGCAACCCGCCCGGCGGAUCUACGAGCAACAACAAUGUCAUGGUGGCGCGCCGCUCCAUAUCUGAUGGGGCGAUUUACCGUGACUGCGUCAAGACGUCGUCGGGCGAAUGUGCAGUGUUUGCAGACGACGCCGGACACAACACGCCCAGCAUCGCCGUGGACGGAGACGGCUUCGUCCAUGUGUUCACCAGCAUGCACAACGAGCAGUGGAAGUACUUCCGUUCCUCGGCCGCCUACAGCAGCACACUGGUCGACCGAAGCUCAGAGAUGCCAGACCAGACGACCAUAUUCACCUACCCGAUGGUGAAGCGCGGCAACAAUGGUAACCUGUGGUUGAUCAUCCGAGGACAGGCCUCUGGUGAUAGUUCUGCCAAGGGCGGAUACUUCUAUAGGUAUUCCACGUCCUCCAAGCAGUGGACGCGCGUCAGCAUUUGGGCCUACAACACCGGCUACUCUGUCUACCCGGACGACAUACAGUUCUCCUCCGACGGUGAUGUCCACCUGCAAUGGGAGUGGAGCAAGUAUCCAGCGUCCGCCGUCCGUCACGAGGGCAGCUACCUUCGCUACAGACCGUCUACCAACACCUACCGAACAAUCACAGGCGCCACCGUGUCCCUCCCCGUCACGCAAUCAACUCCUGAUCUCGUCUUCCAGCCUCUCACAUCGGGUGAAAGGUACGGAGGGGACAUCAACGCCUCGCCAGGACCGGCGUUUCAGAGCGCCAAGCUCGCACUUUAUGAAGACUCGGUCGGCACCGUCCAUGUCUCCAGUGGCUACCGAUUCAAGAACACGACAGAUGGCGCGUGGCAAGUCCGACGAGCCACAGCCACCUUUGGCGCAACCAAUCCAUGGACCCGCGAGAUUAUCUACGCCGGCGUGGAGACGACCGCGGCACUUGGUAUCACGCACGACCGCACGACGGUCCGAAUCUACUACUGUCGCCAGGGAGACAGCGCCUAUGUGCUGGAGAAGACGAGCAACACGGGCUGGACGAACACAGCCCUCGCGCCGGCCCAGGGCAAGCGGGUUGAGCGCCUGCAUGCUGUCAUGCAAGCCGAUGGGGUGGAUGUCCUGUACCUUGGUUCACCGACGAAUGUCAACUCGUCGACGGGGAGUGUGUACCGGUUGGCCGUCGGUGGGAGAGCGUGAGCAAUGUUAGCAGAGGGGAGGCGAGGUGUUGGGAAGAUUGAUUAAUUCUCGGAUAAGCCUAGAAAUCUAGUCACCU
Messenger RNA from Emericellopsis atlantica, 1491 nucleotides. RefSeq lists its product as uncharacterized. The transcript has a single exon. Bases 99 to 1415 code for a protein of 438 amino acids. NCBI's taxonomy places the organism in Eukaryota, Fungi, Ascomycota, Sordariomycetes, Hypocreales, Bionectriaceae. The record is from RefSeq and is a predicted model, not a curated record.